CUCACUACUCACCGCCACAUCUCAUGUCUCCGCCUGCUCCGGGAUAGGUGGAAGCCUGAAGAGUCCGGGCGAAGAUGCUGGAAAACGGGAGGAAGGUGUUCAAGGAGGGUCUGCUGGAGAAGCGCAGCGACGGGCUGCUGCAGCUCUGGAAGAAGAAGCACUGCGUCCUGACCGAGGAUGGCGUGCUGCUGCGGCCGCCGAAGCAGCAGCAGCACGACCAGCAGCACCACCACCACGGAGGAGGAGGAGGAGGGGACGCCGGCAAAGUCAAGGAGCUGCACUUCUCCAACAUGAAGACGGUGGACUGCGUGGAGCGGAAGUCCAAGUACGUGUACUUCACGGUGGUCAUGGCGGAGGGGAAGGAGAUCGACUUCAGGUGCCCGCAGGACGAGGGCUGGAACGCGGAGAUCACCUUGCAGAUGGUCCAGUACAAGAACCGACAGGCGAUCCUGGCCGUCAAGUCCACCCGGCAGAAGCAGCAGCUGCUCGUCGUGCAGAUGCCCGGACAGAAGACGGUCCGCAGCUCGCCGCACGUGGCGUGACCUGCGGCGAGACCCCCGGACAUUGGCGCACCAAUGGCGGUUAAUUGGACACUGUUGGAGGAUGAAAAUCGACAAGGGCCUCUCCCUGCGGCUUCACCACAUACCUCCACUCUCCAGGAGAACCCCUCUUCCAUGCGGUGGUGUCCACAUACCAGCGUCCCCCUUUUCAAUGGAGAGACUUCUUUUCACAAAAGACUGAUGGACAAAAAGCAUGACGGUGGGAUCUAGUUCUGUCAGGAAACAUUAUUAUCUAACUAUGGCUCAUGUUAUUUCCUUUUUUGCUGGAAAGUGUUUUUCCCACUGCUUUCCCCCCUUAUACCAGUGUACCACAGCCAAACCAACACAUGCCAUGGUGUUGUUGUCAUCUCCCACACAGGGUAAUAGCCGUGCCCUUUAUCUAAUGUGACUGGUGCGAUACUUCUCCAACAUGCCUUCCUGUUGCCAUCAUUACACAAACAGUUAUAGCUGUGCCCUUUGUAGCCACUGUCCAAUUUCUUAUUUCAAUGUGAGAUCUAUUUUCAUACCUCGAA
This is a messenger RNA of Anoplopoma fimbria (sablefish), 1072 nucleotides long. It is a transcript of the gene phlda1, whose product is annotated as pleckstrin homology-like domain, family A, member 1. The record is from RefSeq and is a predicted model, not a curated record. The transcript is spliced from 3 exons. The coding region runs from base 75 to 542 and encodes 155 amino acids. Gene Ontology annotation, molecular function: phosphatidylinositol phosphate binding. Gene Ontology annotation, biological process: positive regulation of apoptotic process. NCBI's taxonomy places the organism in Eukaryota, Metazoa, Chordata, Actinopteri, Perciformes, Anoplopomatidae.